UUUUCGUCCGACAGAGGCCUGUCGCCUUCCAAAACAGCGUGGAGGCAGGCAGAGGUGAAGAAAAAACUGGUCUUGGGUAGCCUGUCUGGCUGCUGGUAUAGUACUCACAACUAAGCAGAAUAGAGACUCGGAGCCCUAAACGGCAGCAAAAUACGGUGAAUAUUUCGUCGACAUCCAGUAGUGACUCAAAGCAGGCAUGGCAGCAACUGUGACCGUGGUCAACAGCAUGAUGGCCACCGAACCGUUCCUGACACGGGAUCCCCGCACCAUGGAGUGGCCACUAGCCGGCAAUAAGCAGUUCCUCGUCAUCCUGUUCAGUGGCUACGUCUACAUCGUCAAGGUGGGUGGGCCCCGGUUUAUGAAGGACCGCAAACCUUACGACGGCAUCAAGCCACUCAUCAUCCUCUACAAUGCGACCAUGGUGCUGCUAAACUGCUACUUCGUGGUGGCCUUCCUCUCCAAGACGUAUAUAGGCGGCGGCUACAGCCUUCUAUGCCAGGGCAUCAACUACGGGGCUCGAGACGAGGUCACGAUGAGCAUGCUCACGCUCUGCUGGUGGUACCUGAUAGUGAGGAUCGCCGACUUCCUGGACACCAUCUUCUUCGUGCUUCGAAAGAAAGACUCACACGUCUCCUUCUUGCACGUCGUCCACCACAUCCUGGUCGUCUUCAACGGCUGGUAUGGUCUCGCUUACGGUCCCGACGGUCAGGUGGCGCUAGGUAUCAUCCUCAACAGCUUCGUGCACGUGGUCAUGUACAGCUAUUAUUGCCUAUCACUGCUCGGACCGUCCAUGCAGAAGCACCUGUGGUGGAAGCGCUACCUCACCCAGUUCCAGCUCGUCCAGUUCGUGAUAAUGUUCCUGCACGCGUUGGUGCCGCUCAUCCUCAGCUGCGGCUACCCGAGGCCGCACACGUAUCUAGUACUGAUCGAGACUGCCUUCUUCUUUGCAUUGUUCGUACGCUUCUACCUGAAGGCUUACAGCAAGAAGAAGGUUCCCAGCAUAGAGGGUGAAGCCAUCAAGGACAAGGUCAACUGAGGACUUCAAUCCUCACGUUAGUCUGCUAAAACUCGGUUUGAAGAAAAAGUAGGGCGAAGAGAGGUCAACCUACGGAGCGAAACAACGGAAGUAAUAUUUAACGACUCACAUUUCAAUCCUGUGAUAUAGAAAAAAGACUGAAACACUGUUUUGCUGCCAUAUAUGCAAUGUGCGACUUUCAUUUCGACUUUGCUUUUUUUAUUGAACAGAUUAUGAGGCGCAGGUUAUUUGUGCGUUCACGUUAUUGGAGUGCAGCUAUAGUGGUGGCACUUGGCGAUUAUCGCGUUGUGUACCAAGGAAAGAAAUGUCUUAAGUAUCUCUCGGGUGAAAUUUCACACUUAAGCACUUUCAGGUGGGAAAAAAAAGCGAUACAGGUCCAUCCGUAACUCGUCAUGUACUAUCAGCGUCAAAUGAAACCCUAACAGCCUCAAGCCGCCCCGCCGCGGUGGUCUAGUGGCUAAGGUACUCGGCUGCUGACCCGCAAGUCGCGGGUUCGAAUCCCGGCUACAGCGGCUGCAUUUUCGAUGGAGGCGGAAACGUUGUAGGUCCGUGUACUCAGAUUCGGGUGCACGUUAAAGAACCCCAGGUGGUCGAAAUUUCCGGAGCCCUCCACUACGGCGUCUCUCAUAAUCAUAUGGUGGUUUUGGGAUGUUAAACCCCACAUAUCAAUCAACAGCCUCAAGCCGUCGCGAUUUUUACACAGCGUGCCGUCCAUUUAUCCCCAUGAACAGACACACAUAUAUAUGUGCAGAGCUGCCGAAAAGGGUGCGCGCGGCUGCCCAUUGUGAUACUACUGGACGGUGUGCAGUAUACCAUCGCGAAAGCUGCCGCUGUUGAGGUUUCAUAGUACGUGCACAUUGCAUAUGGUGGCGUUUGGAAAAGGUCGUAAUCUUCAUCUUGUUUCGAGUUACCGUGAAAUACGGUUGAAGGCCGAACGUCCGGAAUUGAAUUGGCUACAGCUUCGUGCGAUUCGUUUACCAGAACGCAUCUAGUCUAUAACGUUUACCUUCGAAACGUUGCUAAACGAGCCUUUUCGAGGACUAUCAGAUACGAACAUUGCCGCCUGCGCAAGUCGCAAGGCUUUUGUGAAACACCAUUAUCGCGUGUAAACGUAAGCCGUAGUCCUCACUUCGGCGAGAAUCGAUUGAACAAUGAUGGUAGUAUAGGAUAUAUUAUCGAUAAGUUGUACACAGUAAUGUUGAGUCAGUUCCUAAUGCCACGAUAUUUAUGCGAGGCUGUUAUGGGUGGUUGCCUUUUUGACACGUCUUCUUUGUGGCACGUUUUCUUCAUUAAGACGCUCCAGUUGAGUGAUUUGUUUGUCACGUUUUUGUGUUGUUAUACGGUGUUGAGAAUUUUUUUUCAGAAUCACUGGUCAUGUUGUGUUCCAAAUAAAGUAAUUUUGGUGUUA
This is a messenger RNA of Rhipicephalus microplus (southern cattle tick), 2444 nucleotides long. RefSeq names its product very long chain fatty acid elongase AAEL008004 pseudogene. NCBI's taxonomy places the organism in Eukaryota, Metazoa, Arthropoda, Arachnida, Ixodida, Ixodidae. The record is from RefSeq and is a predicted model, not a curated record.